Leptinotarsa decemlineata (Colorado potato beetle) is the source of this 4536-nucleotide messenger RNA. RefSeq names its product Dual oxidase (gene Duox). Gene Ontology annotation, molecular function: calcium ion binding; peroxidase activity; heme binding. Lineage: Eukaryota; Metazoa; Arthropoda; Insecta; Coleoptera; Chrysomelidae. Gene Ontology annotation, biological process: response to oxidative stress. The record is from RefSeq and is a predicted model, not a curated record.
ACCUACCGCAAGGCAAACUAGAAAAACAAAGACACGACGGUUGGUUCAAUAACUUGGCACAUCCGGAUUGGGGUUCUGCAGACAGUCACCUCAUCCGAAGAGCCCCAUCGGCGUAUUCAGAUGGCGUCUACAUGCUAUCGGGCCAGAACAGACCCAGCCCAAGGAAACUUAGCAGGUUAUUCAUGAAAGGGAUUGACGGCUUGGGCUCCAUGAACAACAGAACCGCUCUCCUGGCGUUUUUCGGUCAACUGGUCACUUCCGAAAUUGUCAUGGCCAGUGAGAGCGGAUGCCCGAUAGAGAUGCAUCACAUAGAGAUCGAAAAGUGUGACGAAAUGUACGACAGGGAAUGUAAGGGGGAUAAGUAUAUUCCUUUCCAUAGAGCCAGUUACGACAGAAAGACGGGACAGAGUCCGAACAGUCCUAGAGAGCAGGUCAACAAAGUCUCCAGCUGGAUAGACGGAAGUUUCAUAUAUAGCACAAGUGAGCCAUGGAUAAAUGCUAUGCGAUCAUUCGAAAAUGGCUCGCUGCUCACGGAUUCUACUGGAAAAAUGCCAAUUUGGAACCACAUGAGAGUACCUUUGUUCAAUAAUCCGGUACCGCAUAUGAUGAAGAUGUUGAACACAGAAAGAUUAUUUCUAUUGGGAGAUCCUCGAACAAACCAAAAUCCGGCUCUUCUAACAAUCAGCAUCCUCUUCUUCCGUUGGCACAACGUGGUGGCCGCUAGAAUAAAAAACCACAACCCCGACUGGAGCGACGAAGACGUCUUCCAGAAAGCGCGCCGUAUAGUCAUCGCAACCCUGCAAAAUAUCAUAACCUACGAGUAUAUCCCGGCUUUCCUAGGGGAGAACCUACCGAGCUACAAAGGGUACAAUCCCGACGUGCAUCCAGGAAUAACGCAUGUUUUCCAGACAGCAGCGUUCCGAUUCGGACAUUCUUUGAUUCCUCCCGGAUUGUAUAGGAGAGAUUCCAGGUGUAAUUUCAAAACGACUCCGAUGGGGUACCUCGCCAUAAGGUUGUGUUCGACUUGGUGGGACUCGAAUGAUGUUUUGACUAACAAUUCCAUCGAAGAACUUCUGAUGGGAAUGACUUCCCAACUAGCGGAACGCGAAGACUCCGUACUAUGUUCCGAUGUCAGGGAGAAAUUGUUCGGUCCCAUGGAGUUUUCCAGGAGAGAUCUAGGAGCUCUCAACAUCAUGCGCGGUCGAGACAACGGUCUGCCUGAUUACAACACUGUCAGGUCGCACUACAACCUACCGAAAAUUAAGAACUGGACGGACAUCAAUAAGAAGUUGUUCGAUGCCAAACCCGAACUACUGAGGUUGCUGGUCGGAGCCUAUUCGAAUGACAUCGACAAUGUGGACGUUUACGUGGGGGGUAUGCUGGAGAGCUAUGGGAGACCUGGGGAAUUGUUCACGGAGGUGAUUAAAGAACAGUUUGUCCGGAUACGGGACGCGGAUAGAUUCUGGUUCGAAAACGAAGCCAACGGGAUAUUUUCCAAGCAAGAAAUAGAGGAAAUCCGAAAAAUAACUUUGUGGGAUGUGAUCAUCAACAGCACGUCUAUACCUCCAGAAGCAAUCCAGAAAAGCGUGUUCUAUUGGGGAAAAGGCGAUCCAUGCCCUCAACCAGAACAGCUCAAUAUUUCCCUGAUGGAACCUUGCAAAAUGAUUGGUGGAUACGAUUACUUCGAGGGAAACGAACUAGUGUACAUCUACGCCUGCGUGUUCUUGGGCUUCGUGCCAAUUUUAUGCGCUGGCGCAGGAUACGGCGUGGUCAAGCUACAAAACAGGAGAAGAAGGCGGCUGAAGAUGAAGCAAGACGAACUACGAAAUGGUGACGUGAAAUUGCCAAUGGACACCAUGAUCGUCCAGGAAUGGUUACACGCCAACCACAAGAGAGCCGUGAAAAUAGUAUUCGGUCCCGAUGCGGCAAUCCAUGUCGUCGGACGAAAAGGAGAGAAGUUGAGGACCGUUAACUUGAAGAACUCCGACAGUGUGGUAGUCGAGGAAUCGUUGGACGUUACAGCGAAGAAGAAGCCCAUGCUUUUGAUCCACGUUCACAGGGACCACGACUUGGUCAUAGAAGUGGAUUCGAUCGGAUCGAAAAGGAAAUUUCUGAAUAAAUUGGAGCUGUUUUUGAAUUCGAACAAGAAGAGUCUCAUUUGCACAGAGAUAGUCAGGGAAAUCAUGCUAGCCAAGGCCGAAACUAGACAGCGUCGCGAAAAGAAACUGGAGCACUUCUUCCGGGAAGCUUACGCAUUGACUUUCGGUCUAAGACCUGGCGAACGAAGAAGAUGGUCCGACACUACGGAGGAUGGGGAGGUUGUGACCGUAAUGCGAACUUCUCUUACCAAAAGCGAGUUCGCUAGUGCAUUGGGCAUGAAAUCAGACGCGGUAUUUAUCCAGAAGAUGUUCAACAUCGUCGAUAAGGACGGAGAUGGAAGAAUAUCUUUCCAAGAGUUUUUAGAUACCGUGGUGCUUUUUUCACGGGGAAAAACCGAAGACAAACUGCGCAUUAUCUUUGAUAUGUGCGAUGACGACAGAAAUGGAGUCAUUGACAAGGAGGAACUUUCUGAAAUGUUGCGAUCGCUGGUGGAGAUUGCAAGAACUACGAGCUUGUCCGAUGAUCAUGUUACGGAGUUGAUAGACGGGAUGUUUCAGGAUGCCGGUUUGGAACACAAAGACUUCCUCACUUACAUCGACUUCAAACUGAUGAUGAAAGAAUAUAAAGGAGACUUUGUAGCUAUUGGGUUGGAUUGCAAAGGGGCGAAGCAAAAUUUCUUGGAUACUUCAACGAAUGUAGCUCGAAUGACUAGUUUUCACAUCGAACCUAACGUUGAUGUGGAGAGAAACUUCUUUAGAUUGAAAUGGGAUACCCUCACAACAUUUUUGGAAGAAAACAGACAAAACAUAUUUUAUUUGUUUCUGUUCUAUGUCGUUACAAUACUUUUGUUCGUUGAGAGAUUUAUACAUUAUUCCUUCAUGGCUGAGCACACGGAUCUACGACACAUCAUGGGAGUGGGCAUAGCUAUUACCAGAGGAUCGGCAGCUUCACUCUCAUUCUGUUACAGUAUUUUAUUGUUAACUAUGUCCAGGAAUCUGAUCACCAAGUUGAAGGAAUUUUCGAUACAGCAAUACAUUCCUCUAGACACUCACAUCCAAUUUCAUAAAAUCGCUGCUUGUACAGCCUUGUUCUUUUCAAUUUUCCAUACAGUCGGUCACAUAAUAAAUUUUUAUCACGUUUCUACGCAACCGAUCGAAAAUCUGAGAUGUUUAACAAAUGAGGUGAAAUUUCCGUCUGAUUACAAGCCAGGAAUUACAUUUUGGUUGUUUCAAACCAUUACAGGUAUUACUGGUGUUCUGUUGUUUGUUAUCAUGUGCAUAAUAAUUGUCUUUGCACAUCCAACAAUACGGAAAAAGGCCUACAAGUUCUUCUGGUUCACCCACAGUUUGUAUAUAGUUUUUUACGGAUUGUGUCUGAUCCAUGGUUUGGCUAGACUCACAGGAGCACCUAGAUUUUGGUUAUUUUUCAUUGGUCCAGGUAUCAUCUUCGUUCUUGACAAGGUCGUCAGUUUGAGAACUAGGUACAUCCCGUUAGACGUAAUUGAAACGGAACUGUUGCCCUCAGAUGUGAUCAAAAUCAAGUUCUAUCGUCCGCCAAAUUUGAAAUAUCUAUCCGGGCAGUGGGUUAGACUGGCCUGUACCAAAUUCAAGUGUCACGAAUUCCACUCGUUCACUUUGACUUCUGCCCCUCAUGAAAAUUUCUUGUCUUGUCACAUAAAAGCACAAGGUCCCUGGACGUGGAAAUUGCGUAACUAUUUCGACCCAUGCAACUAUAACCCUGAAGAUCAACCGAAAAUACUUCUAGAAGGGCCUUUUGGAGGCGGGAAUCAGGACUGGUACAAAUUUGAAGUUGCGGUUAUGGUAGGAGGGGGAAUAGGAGUCACUCCAUAUGCUUCUAUUUUGAAUGACUUGGUUUUCGGAACUUCAACAAACAGAUAUUCUGGAGUUGCAUGUAAAAAAGUAUACUUCCUGUGGAUAUGUCCUUCCCACAAACACUUUGAAUGGUUCAUAGAUGUAUUGAGAGACGUGGAAAAGAAAGACGUGACAAACGUUUUAGAAAUUCAUAUAUUCAUAACACAGUUUUUCCACAAAUUUGAUUUAAGAACAACUAUGCUGUAUAUAUGCGAGAACCAUUUCCAAAGACUAUCAAAAACAUCUAUUUUCACGGGAUUAAAAGCAGUUAACCACUUUGGACGGCCUGACAUGACAUCGUUUCUUAAAUUCGUCCAAAAACGUCAUAGCUAUGUGAGCAAAAUUGGAGUUUUCAGUUGUGGGCCUCGACCACUGACAAAGAGCGUCAUGUCAGCCUGUGAUGAAGUGAAUAAAGGACGAAAGUUGCCUUACUUCAUUCACCAUUUCGAGAAUUUUGGGUGAGAAGUGGAUUGAUAACAGUUGGCUGUAUAUAUGUAAACACAAAAACUAUUAGAAUUAUUUAAUAGCCUUUUAUAUCUACACUUAAUAAAUUAUUUUUCCAAUC